AAAGUCUUUAGAAUUAUGUCAAGAUUUUUAAAAAGAAUACGCAGUAUGCUAAAUCCCCAACGUAAAAGGGAUGAACAGGAAACUACGGAUACAGCCGAGACAAAAUCCUUAAGCUUAUCCCAUCAAAGACAGAAAAGUUUCAUUUUGCCGCGUAGAUAUAGUACCGCCUCUCCUCGAUCUACCAAGAGACUUUGGCAACGUAUUUUUAAAACUGAACAAGAAGACGAUUUCCUUAUGGAUGGACUAUUUUACACAGAUACGGGCGAAUACAUCAAGCAUCCCGUUCUGUAUGAACUAAGUCAUAAAUAUGGUUUCACCGAGAAUUUACCCGAGAGUAGCAUGUCAUCUCGGCUCGAGGAGAUCAAGGAGGCAAUUCGUCGCGAGAUUCGCAAAGAGCUAAAAAUCAAGGAAGGUGCCGAAAAGUUACGUGAAGUGGCCAAAGAUCGACGUUCGCUCAGUGAUGUGGCGGUGCUUGUCAAGAAAUCCAAAUCCAAACUGGCCGAACUUAAAUCGGAACUACAGGAGUUGGAAAGUCAAAUAUUACUAACAUCGGCAAAUACAGCGGUCAAUAGCAAUGGUCAAGAAGCCAUUACCUUUGGCUCUGGCCCUGAUACAUACGGCGCUGGUUUCCAGCAUGGUGGUGCCUUGGGUGGCGGUGGCUCUCUAUCGGGGAAUUCAUCAUUGGAUGCCGCUACCUCGGCCGCUCCCCAUACUGCCAACGACAAAGUUCUGGCCUCACUCGAAAAACAAUUGCAAAUUGAAAUGAAGGUGAAAACUGGCGCCGAGAAUAUGAUACAUUCUCUGGGCAUUGGUUGCGACAAGAAACUUCUGGCCGAGGCCCAUCAAAUGUUGGCCGAUUCAAAGACGAAAAUUGAAUUUCUCCGCUUGCGCAUCAUUAAAGUCAAACAGAAUCGAGAGCAGGCGGAUCGUCUGAAGGCCUCCAGGCAAUUGCAUAUGGAUGAUCAGCAACCCCAAAGCCUAGAAACGAGCCUGGAGGAACGCAUCGAGGAGCUGCGUCACAGAUUACGUAUCGAGGCUGCCGUUGUGGAUGGAGCAAAAAAUGUCAUAAGAACAUUGCAGACGGCGAAUCGUGCCCCAGACAAAAAGGCUCUACAAGAGGCCCAUGGACGGUUAUCGGAAUCAUCCCGUAAACUUGAUCUCUUGCGCUAUUCAUUGGAUUUGCGACGUCAGGAGCUGCCAACGGAUUCGCCGGCUGCCCAGUUGCUCAAGACGGAAUUGCAAAUUGUUCAGCAGUCCACAUCACCCGCUCCAGUGACUUACACAUCGUUGCAAUCGGGACCGGGAGGAUUGUUGGGUAAUAAGGCCUAUCAAUCGGUGUCGUCGUUGGGACGAUGUGCCAGUGUCACCGGGAAAUUGGAAGUACGUCUGAUGGGCUGUCAGGAUCUGCUGGAAGAUGUACCAGGACGUUCACGCCGCGAUAAGGACACUAGCUCCAGUCCCGGGGAUCUGCGUAGCUUUGUCAAGGGCGUUACAUCACGCAGCAGUUCGAAGAGCUAUUCGGUGAAGGAUGAAACAUCGAUUGAGAUAAUGGCGGUGAUUAAGCUAGACAAUAUCAGUGUGGGACAGACAUCAUGGAAGCCAUGCUCACAGCAGGCCUGGGAUCAGCGCUUCUCCAUUGAACUAGAUCGUUCCCGGGAACUGGAAAUUGGCGUCUAUUGGCGCGAUUGGCGUUCGUUGUGUGCGGUGAAAGUGUUGCGUCUCGAGGAGUUCAUUGACGAUGUGCGUCAUGGCAUGGCCCUGCAAUUGGAACCGCAGGGAUUGCUCUUUGCUGAGAUUAAAUUCCUUAACCCGAUGAUAUCACAGAAACCAAAGUUACGACGUCAACGAAUGAUCUUCAAUAGGCAGCAGGCCAAGAAUAUCUCCAGAGCCAAGCAAAUGAACAUAAAUGUGGCCACCUGGGGACGUCUCCUGAAGCGCAAUGCUCCCAAUCAUGUGCAUUUGGGUACCACAUCGAUGUCUGGCAGCGCCACCGGGGCCAGUAAUGCCUCCGCUGCUGCAGUUCAGGCCUCUUCGCGAGAUUCGGAAUCCCCUAUUUCGCGUACACCAUCGUCGGAUGCUCUGGCCAUUGAACCCGAACCUUAUACACCCGGUGAACAGGCUCAGAAUAUGGAAUACGAUCCCGAAGCCGGUCUAAAUGAACAUGUGGAGACUCCUGGAGAAUAUCCAGAUCCCUCGUCAAGUGGUCUAAGUGGUUUACGUCCACUCUCAAUGCAUAUGCAGGGCAUCAGUGUACUGCCGCCAGAGUCACCCGCAUCGGGAGCAGGUGGUGCCGCACGACCCAAUUCCCUUAGUCUGCAAAUGUCGAACAAGACAACGCCCACGACACCUUCGCCUGUCAUGCCACUGGGUGGACGUACGGCUGCUCCCACAACUGCUCCCCCACCGCCACCCACAAUGCUCAAGUCAUCGUCAACUACGCCAGUGUUGGAUCAGGAGUUGCAGGAUGCAUUGAACGAAUUUGAUUUUCUCACCGAACUGGACUCGCGUCCAAGUACCUUGAAGAGAUUGGAGCAAAUGCAAUUGCCACUGCUCGAUCAGGAGGUGCUCGAAAGUCUUUUGCUACGUGAACAGAUGAACGAGAAGCAGGCAUUGCAGCAAAGACAACUGGAGGAGCAACAAAGGCUCCAGCAGCUUCAAGAGGCCAAAAGGAAAGCCAUUCUGGAGUUAUGUGAAAAGCAAAAGAAGGAGCAGCAAAAACAAAAACAUCAUUCACGUCAGAGAAUCAUGCAAGAACCGCCGCCACCUCCGCCGCCUGAAUUACUACUACUAACCAGCAGCAGCAACAGUCAUGCUUCACCUGCUACUCCUAGCUCUUACUCUACCUGCGCCACUACUAGUACUACUACUACUACCUCUUCAUCUAGUUCAGCUCUUGUCUUGCCCAACCAACACCAACCAAGCCCAUUUCAGUUGCAGCCCAACGAGAAACCGCCGCCAACAUCAUCAGCAUCAUUAUCAUCAUCAACAUCAACAUCAUUACCGUCUGCUGUGGAUCAGCAAUUGCAUCGUCCUGUCCUGACCAUGCCUCCAGUCGUUUUACUGGGCGGUCGAGGGGGACAAGAUGAUGAUUUAGUCAUAUGCCAAAUGCCCCCCUCACCGCUGGUCGAGUAUCCAGAGGAUGAUGACGACUACGAGAAUCGGAAUAAUCGGAUGGCUGAUGAUGAUUCAUAUUUGUAUAGGUCAAAGGACAUUCAUCAAUCCAACAGCAGCGGCGGCGAUCGUUUCUGUGUGGAGGCCCAUAUCAGUCUAGUGCAUAUAACACUCGAACCCAUUGAGGCAGUCAAUAGCUGUACCAUUGAAGAGGAGGAGCUCGACCAAGUGGAAACGGCCAUUGAGGCCAUUAACAGCGUUUCAAUAGAGACUAUAGAGCAAGUGGUAACACUUCAAACAGAUGAAAAUGAUGAUGAUGAGCAGAAGCAGGUUAUACCACAGCUAAGCAAACUCUAUGUGGGCAAUAAUCAACAGCAGCAGCAGCAGAACUAUAUACAAUCCUCACCCAUAAUACAGGAGCCACCUACACCAACUAUCUAUGCGGCGGCAGGAUCAUCGUCUGCCUCAUCGAUACACUUCCCACCACCGCAGCCAGCUCAAAGGCAACAGGAUAAACAGCCAAUUUAUGCCAAUCAAUAUGAAUUGAAUGUGGCCAAGGCAGCGGCCACUAGCGGAGGAGCUGCUGCUGCUGCUGCAGUUGCCUCCACUAAUAAUAACAAUAACAACAACAAUCGCCGCCAGCAAGUGGCACGUGGCUUGCAAUACCGUGACGAUAUCAAUACAGGAAGGAAUAAAUCACAACAACAACAACUGUUGCCCAAUUCUGGUUUACUUAGCCUUGACAAUUUCCGUUUGUUAAGCGUUUUGGGUCGUGGACACUUUGGCAAGGUCAUUUUAUCGCAAUUACGCUCGAAUAAUCAAUAUUAUGCCAUCAAGGCCUUGAAAAAGGGCGACAUCAUUGCCCGUGAUGAGGUCGAAUCGCUGUUGAGCGAGAAACGCAUCUUUGAGGUGGCCAAUGCCAUGAGGCAUCCUUUCUUAGUCAAUUUAUAUUCAUGCUUCCAAACAGAGCAACAUGUUUGCUUUGUGAUGGAAUACGCCGCCGGCGGUGAUCUGAUGAUGCAUAUUCAUACGGAUGUAUUCUUGGAACCGCGUGCCGUAUUCUAUGCCGCUUGUGUGGUUUUGGGUCUACAAUAUUUGCAUGAGAACAAGAUUAUCUAUCGAGACUUGAAACUGGACAAUUUGUUGCUGGACACUGAUGGUUAUGUGAAGAUUGCUGAUUUCGGUCUAUGCAAAGAGGGCAUGGGUUUCGGUGAUCGAACGGGAACAUUCUGUGGCACACCCGAAUUCUUGGCGCCUGAAGUCUUGACUGAAACAUCAUAUACACGAGCUGUCGAUUGGUGGGGAUUGGGUGUACUGAUAUUUGAAAUGUUGGUGGGAGAGUCACCAUUCCCAGGCGAUGAUGAGGAAGAAGUAUUCGAUUCGAUUGUCAACGAUGAAGUGCGCUAUCCGCGUUUCCUUUCACUCGAGGCCAUAGCUGUUAUGCGUAGGUUGCUCCGCAAGAAUCCUGAACGUCGUUUGGGCUCAUCGGAACGUGAUGCGGAGGAUGUCAAAAAGCAGGCCUUCUUCCGUUCCAUUGUGUGGGAUGAUCUAUUGUUACGCAAAGUCAAGCCACCAUUCGUGCCCACCAUUAACCAUCUCGAGGAUGUAUCGAAUUUCGAUGAGGAGUUCACUUCAGAGAAGGCCCAAUUGACACCACCAAAGGAGCCGCGUCAUCUAACCGAUGAUGAGCAAGGAUUAUUCCAAGAUUUCUCCUAUACGGCCGAUUGGUGUUAAAUCAAAGUGAGAAUGGAGUGGGCCUAGCCCAAACUGAGUGCGAGUUGGAAAGAAGAGAUAUGCUUUUAUUUAAUAACUUUUUAUGUUUAAUUAUUGGAAUGCAAAAUAUAAGUAUAUAUAUAUAUA
Molecule: messenger RNA, 4971 nt
Organism: Drosophila willistoni
Lineage: Eukaryota; Metazoa; Arthropoda; Insecta; Diptera; Drosophilidae
Gene: Pkn
Product: serine/threonine-protein kinase N
Exons: 11
Coding region: 16-4845 (1609 amino acids)
Biological process (GO): protein phosphorylation; signal transduction
Molecular function (GO): protein serine/threonine kinase activity; small GTPase binding; ATP binding
Source: RefSeq, a predicted model, not a curated record